AUGGACACUACUAUUUUCGAAAGAUUCGAGAACUUCCUGAAAAUCGUUGAUUUCACCUUGCUUAAUGAGGACCCCAUUCUACACGAUGAGCAAAGUGCAACACAAGAAGUAAAGCAUCCUGACAAUCCCUUCGGAUCAUCUACCUUCAUCAUCCACAAGCUCGACAUUCAAGGGACCUCGCAUGAUAGGUAUUGGCAUUGUAUUCAGAUAAGAGAAAGAGUUGGAACACAGCCAGCAAGUGACCACGACAUCCGAGCUACCGUAUUAGUUCCCCGCGGAAUUCGAACUGUAGAUGACGACGAGUGGAAAGUUUUUCUCACAGAUGCUUUUAAAGAUGACACUGAAGGUCAGGAAACAUACGGCUAUCAAUUGGAGUGGGAUGUUACGACUGUCCUCAAUUACUUGGGAGAUCUUGAGAUGACCGGAAUAUGUGACCAUGUGGAGCUCUACGGAUAUGCUGUGGAUCUCAUAACAGCUGGGUCCAAAGUGGAGUAUACGUUGAGUAAGCUUUCAAAUUAUGGUGAAGAAGAGACGGCGAUGCCGGAUGUUAUCGCUGUUUGGGAAAAAACAGAGGGUAUGUUACUUGAUUGGCAUGAGGUGGCAGUCGGAUUGGAAAGCAACUAUGCCGCUGAAGAUUCGGAUAGCGAACCUCGAAGAUGUUGA
This is a messenger RNA of Glarea lozoyensis ATCC 20868, 663 nucleotides long. RefSeq lists its product as uncharacterized. Bases 1 to 663 code for a protein of 220 amino acids. The record is from RefSeq and is a predicted model, not a curated record. NCBI's taxonomy places the organism in Eukaryota, Fungi, Ascomycota, Leotiomycetes, Helotiales, Helotiaceae. The transcript has a single exon.